ACCUUCGGUUAUUGGAUCGAGAAAAAAAAAUUUUCUUGAUUGUAGUUGACUAAUUAAUUAAUAUUUUUAAUUCGAUUUACAAUUAGCUGGAUCAUGGCUCCCGUUUUAGGUCAGUUUGGUAAGAGUGUAUUGAACAAUUUCGCUAAGGGAUAUAGUCAUCCAAAGGUUUUCUUAUCAAAUAGUAGCACAAGCUUUCGUGAUAUGUCUCGAGGAAGGAAAAUUUUAUUAACUUCUGGUGGAUUUCUGGCCACAGCAGCUGCUGGAUUAGCUUAUGCUCUUAACGAAUCUGUCAAAGCUAUCGAGUUAGAUUUGCAUCCCCCUUUGUACCCAUGGCCACACAAGGGUCACCGUCAUGAUCCAGAAAUGAUAGCCAUGGUUCCAUUCAAGAAGCCAGAGAUGGAUAAGGCUUUUGGACUUUACGAUGCCGGCGGUUUACGACGAGGUUGGCAAGUUUACAAACAAGUAUGUGCUGCUUGUCACAGUUUGCGGUUCGUGGCCUACCGACAAUUUGUUAAUGUUUUCAUGUCGGAAGAAGAGGCUAAGGCAGAAGCUGCAGAGGCAACAAUCACUGAUGGACCUGAUUCGUCUGGUAAAAUGUUUCAAAGGCCGGGUAAAUUAUCUGAUUACAUUCCCGGUCCUUAUCCCAAUGAAGAAGCUGCUAGAGCAGCCAACGGAGGAGCAUACCCACCAGAUUUAUCUAACAUAACUAUAGGAAGAGAGGGUGACGAGGAUUAUGUAUUCAGUAUACUUCGAGGUUACGUUGAUCCACCAGCAGGAGUGGAAUUAGGAGAGAAUCAACAUUUUAACCUUUAUAUGCCUGGAAAUGCAAUCGCCAUGGCUCAAGCUUUGUAUAAUGGAUUAAUUGAUUACGAUGAUGGAACACCCGCAACAUCCAGUCAAAUGGCUAAAGAUGUCACUCAAUUUUUGGCCUAUUGCGCUACUCCCGAACUAGAGGAAUGGAAGAAAUGGCUUUUCAAGUGGACAAUUAUUUCAUCUUGUUUGUUUGGAAUUUCAUGGUACUAUAAACGUUAUUUGUGGUCGUCGAUCGUUUAUCGAAGAAUAGCUUACCGAGAUGUAAAUAAGAAAGAUCAUUAAGAUCUUUACGUUAUAUGGUUACCCCCAAUUUGACACCAACAAAGUCUAUGGAGUCUUAAUUUAAAAAAAUCUACACAAAAGAACGAUUAGUUGAUGAAAAAAAAAACAAACUAUAAAUUUCAUUAUCUUCUUUUUUUCGUCUGUUAAUUAUUGGUGAACAAUUUAUUAAGGCUGCUGAUAAACAUACUGAAAUUUUAAUUCGAUCAGAUCAUUUUCACAUCUUCAGCUUGUUAACGGUUAAUCGUUAACAUUAAAUUGUCCAACAAAGGGUUGAUUUCUUUGUUCACCAUCAAUAAACUCUAGGAAAAGAAAUGAAAACCCCUUUAAGAUUAUUGUUUUUAAACAGUUUAGUUGAUAAAUGCAAAGAUUUAACUUGAAA
This is a messenger RNA of Panonychus citri (citrus red mite), 1474 nucleotides long. RefSeq lists its product as uncharacterized. Lineage: Eukaryota; Metazoa; Arthropoda; Arachnida; Trombidiformes; Tetranychidae. The transcript has 8 exons. Gene Ontology annotation, biological process: mitochondrial electron transport, ubiquinol to cytochrome c. The coding region runs from base 94 to 1095 and encodes 333 amino acids. Gene Ontology annotation, molecular function: heme binding; electron transfer activity. The record is from RefSeq and is a predicted model, not a curated record.